UGAAAUUGAUACAAUUUGUUUUGAUUUUCGGAUUCAGUGAAAAUUUUCACGAAAGUUGGUUGAAAAAUGGCAAAUAUUGAAGAAAUUGAAUUACUUCGACGACAAUUGACUGCUGCAAGAAACGAAAUUAAGAAUUUACGACAAGAGAUACAAUCCUUAAGUCACGUUCAACGAAAAGAAAUCGAAAAGGUCCGACAAGCUCUCAAAACUCACAAAUGUCCCACCUGCAACUCAAUUUCAAGCGUUGAACACGAAAAUAGUACAAAUUCCAACUCACCUGAUGGUGCAACCGGCAACGAUGACGACAACGACGACUCGACAAUCAAAUUCAAGCCAAUUGGAGUUAUUCGCACACAAUUCCCGGAAAAACGUUGCCUACCUCGUCAAGCAAUUCUGGGCGCCGGAUUCUUAUCAAAAAUGGAAUUCCUUCCCUCGGUCUUUACAAAUCCGGAACAUUCGAUCGAAGGAUUGUCUGAAUUCUCGCACAUUUGGCUCAUUUAUCACUUUCAUCGGAACACGUCGCAUCCCAAAGCGAAAGUUUGUCCGCCACGCUUGGAAGGAAAGCGAACCGGAGUGUUUAGUACGAGAUCGCCGCAUCGUCCCUGCCCGAUCGGCUUAAGUUUAGUCGAAUUAGAUCACAUUCAGGACAAUUGCAUUUACUUCAAAGGCACCGAUAUGGUCGAUGGCACUCCGGUUCUCGAUAUAAAGCCUUACAUUCCGCAUUACGACAAUCCCGAGUUAGUUUACGAGCCAAAUCUGAAUGACACACCGAAUAAUUUGAUGGAAAUUUGUCGUGAAGCGCCCGAUGGCGAGGAAAAUGUGAGUAAUUCGCAGCCACAAAUGCAACAACCAUCAUCGCCAGCAGUCAAAAUACCCGAUUGGAUAGCAGCUGGAACGAAAUUUAAUGUCACUUUUAGCGAAAAUGCGGUGCAGCAGGGAAGAGAGCUGUGCGUUGAUGAGCAGGCGUUGAGAAAUGUUCUGAAAAGUGAUCCGAGAUCUGUUUAUCUCAAGACGAGAUACGGUUCGGAAGUGUAUACUUUUCAAUUGGGAGAGAAUAUGGUCUCUGUUAAGUUUGACGAUACGCAAAAGAAGGCACAUGUGCUGCAAAUUAAGAAAAAUGUGAUUGAAUAAAUAAAUUGAUGGAAAUGCUUUGCAGUGU
This is a messenger RNA of Culicoides brevitarsis, 1159 nucleotides long. RefSeq names its product tRNA (adenine(37)-N6)-methyltransferase. NCBI's taxonomy places the organism in Eukaryota, Metazoa, Arthropoda, Insecta, Diptera, Ceratopogonidae. The transcript is spliced from 2 exons. The record is from RefSeq and is a predicted model, not a curated record. Bases 67 to 1131 code for a protein of 354 amino acids.